AUGACUGAUCGACUCAUAUCAAAUGUAUUGGGAAAAUACCUUUCCGUCUUUAUCAAAAAUUGGGGAAAAGACGCUCUCUCCUUGUCGUUCCUAAAGGGAACAGGUGCUCUAACAAAUCUUCAAGUGAAUGAACAAGUCAUUCAAGAAGUUCUUCCGAUUGAUUUUCUUCAAGUGAUGGAUGCUCAUGUAAAUCAGCUUUCAAUACGAUUGCCUGGUCUAACACGGCUCACAAACGAUCCCAUUGUCCUAACACUGGAUCGACUCGUCAUUAAUCUAGAAGAGCCUAUAAAGCCAUUCGUUAAAAAGACUCCUCUAAAGGAUUUUCUAGAGAAAAAUAGAGGCUCGCAAGGUGAUGAUGCAUCAAAAAGUUCAACCGGAACCAGCAAGUAUGGAUUCGUAGAUAGAAUUAUUGAUGGUAUAAAAAUAGUGGUGAAUUGGGUGGAAAUUAAUGUCAAAACAUUGGGACAAAUUCCUUCAACAACAAUUGGUCCAUACACACCACAUGUGUUACAAAUUUUAGUGAAAGGAUUUUCACUACAAACAACAGAUUAUAGAUUUAAACCAGUGACAGAUUUGAAACUGGCAAUUCCUAAAGUGGAGAAGAAUCAUCCAUUUGUGUGGGUUCAUCGUUUGGGAUCUGUAGAAUCUAUUUCCAUUUCACUCAUUCCUAGCUUGAGUUUUUAUCCAUCCAAUCAGAAAAAGCCAUCAACUUUUGUACCACUACCUCCAAUUCGAUUACUGGAUGAUAUUUAUUGUCAAAUGUUUAUUACUAUGAAAAAACGAGCUGUGACCGUAGGAAAACAAUCCUCCUUAUUGAGUGUAACAGCCGAAAUUGUGCUUCCUCGAAUUGCCAUAACACUACGACAAGAGGAUAUCAAAGGCUUAAUAAGCGUUUUAUUAGCUUUUAAAGCAGCAUCAGCAAGAGAGGAUUUGAAACAACCUAAAGAUGUUCUUUCUACCUAUGUCAAAAAACACAAGAGAUCCAACAGUCAAACAAGUCUUUCAAGCAAGACUUCCAUGACAACCACGAAUUCAGGAAAACAAUCAAAGGCAAUUUCUAAAUUCUUUGUGGAAUCCAAAGAUAAUGCAGAGGCGGCAGAGGAUUCUGACGAUGAAGCUAAAUUAGAAGAGGAGUUGGCUGAGUUGGAUUCGGAUUUAGGUGAUAUGGAAAUCAUUAAUGACGAGACAAUCAAAAAAGCUAAUGCACAGCCUCAAGAAGCUGCUCGUAAAACAAUAGUUGUAAAUUUAAAUGAGUUUCAAAUGACAUUCCUGUACAGUCGUGACAGCAAUAAUCAACCAAAACAAGUAGUAGGAAGAGAAAAUAAGCGAGUUCUUGGAUACUUUUUUGAAAUGCUUGGCUUCCAACUUGGAGUUGUAAUUCCAGAAGAUAAUCCAACAGAAACGAAUGUUCAACUCGGAAUUCCAUUUAUACAAUUCAAAGAAAUUACCACAAGUUUUAAAGGACAAGGAAAUUUAACUGAUAAUGCAGCAUCUUUCUUGGAUCUUGAAUUGUUAAGCAAUCUCAAUACAGUUGACAAUGAAAUGAAGGAUGAAAGUUAUAUUAUUCAACCUCAAAUUUUCCGUGAAGAGUAUGAAGAAGAUGAAAUUAUAAGCCACACAAACAGAUUGAAUUCGCCGAAUCAGCCUCAUCACCACGCAUACACUGUAAAUUUAGAAAUAUGGCCAGAAUUUUUGUCAACACAUCGUUACUAUCCUGACCAUAAAAUUGUAGAGAGAGUGUAUAGACCACAUAACUCAAUUUUGAAGAGAAAAUUUUUUGAAGAGGGAAAAGAAAUGGUUAGAUUUAAAUUUGUAAAAGGAGAAGGAAUGGAAUUUGUUUUGGAGUGUAGAAUUAAUCCAAUUCAAGUAAUGUUGGAUGUGAGAAGAAUAAUUCGAUUGGUUGAAUAUUGUUUAGAAUGUUUACCAGAUAUGUCUAUCAAACCACCACCUGAAACGGUUAUAUUGAUUAAUAAGCCUAUACAACCUUCACAAAGCGCUUCCUCACUGAAGAGUGCUAAGAGUAGUAGUGACAAGCUCAAGAUAUCUCCUUCAACUGGCUCCCUAACUUCAUCGGAUUAUACUUCUGAUGAUGAUGGUGAUGAGAAAAGUUUUUCAUUCCUUGUCGAAAUUAGAAGCCCAAAGAUAUAUGUUCCAUCCAAUUACAGUGUCAAUAGUUUCUCAGAUGUGAAUGAAAUAAUGUGUAUUGAUAGCAGGGAGUUAAUCAUUACUAGUGAUCCUCGAAUCAAGAAACAAUCAGAAUGGGGUAAAAAAGAUCAAGAUUCUCUAUUCGCACCCAAGUCCAUUGACAGUUUUCCAUCCUGUGGUACAGAUUACAGCUCCCAGCAUGGUACUUUAUGGGAAUUACUGCCUCACAAGUUCAAAGUGAAGCUCUCUGAUUUUUUAAUUCAAAUCAUGCCUUCUAUUCAUUCACCUCCUCAACGAAUUAUGGAACCUCUUUCAUUGACAUUUGACUUGGGUGUUAAUGAUGAGUCAAUAUCAGAGUAUCAUGCCAAGUUACCAAAGAUUGUAUUAUUAACAUUUAUUGAGAAUUUGAAUUUCCACAUGAAUCAAUCUCAAGUAAUUUUAUUAUUGGAGUUUAUUAGAACAUUUGUGGAUGACCCACCAAUGAUCAAGUCAUUACUCAUUCAAAGUACCAAAUCAUUCCACGCACAUAAUAUUGAUUUAUUUAAAAAGUCAAGCCAACAACCGGUCAUAGAAACACCUAAAGAAGAUAUUCGGCUCAUACCUCUCAUGUUCAUGUCAAAGAUUGCAUCACUUGAGUUAUCCAUAACUGCUUCAUCUGCAACAAGCAUGGAAGCAUUCUUCUCGUCAAAAUAUGAUCCAUCUAUGGAUGCCAAGUUAUUGACAUUACAAUUGAAUGGAGCUGAAGUGCUGGUUGAGACAAAUAAUAUCACAAAAACAAGUAAUUUUGUUACGGUAAAGAGUAAGAUUACUCAUUUCGAGAUUACAUCACCACAAAAUGGACAGAAUCCAUCCUCUAUUAUGGUCAGCCACAUUAAUUCCAAAACCUCACAAAAGAGUCCCUAUGUUUUUGCAAUGAAUCCAAAGAAAUUUUCAUCCAAUACCCCAAAAUAUAUGGUUGUAUUCAGAUAUGAACAUCCAGUAGAUUUAAGUCCAGCUGAUACCAAGGUAACAACACCUACCUCGAAAGACGACCAUUCAAUUGAGCCUCAUGUAAAUUUAAAGUACUUGAGAAAUGCAAGGCUCAUACUUCGCGCUAAUGGAAUUCACGUUGGAUUGAAUACGGACACAGCAUACCAUGUCUUUCAUUUCUUAAACUCGAGAGAAAAUGCUUUUGACAUUUCUCCAAUGGAAAUUAUGAACAGAACUGUGAAAAGAACGUACAGCAAAAUUAGAGAAAAGUAUUUACCUGAAAAGAAGAAAUCAGGAGACAGUGCUGCAUCAGAGCUAUCCACUUCAUCUUUACCAGCUGAUUUUCUCUCCCCAACGGAAGACACUCACCCACAAGUUAUUUCUUCACAAGAUUUCCAAACUCCUGCAUUAUACGAUCAACAAGAUGAAACACCUUCUGAAAUACCUGUCGUAGCAACAACCAUGGAUGACGUUGAAAAAGUGGACAUUAGUGUCAACGCUGCCACUCCAGUUACACCGGAAAAUACCGAAGAACAUCAUGAAGAUGAUUUUGAGAUUAUAACAUCUUGUGAUGUACAAGAAAAGAAAACAAGUCCACUUGCUCAUUCUCCACAAAUUACAUUGACCAUCGAUGAUGACGGUUUCUCUUUAGUGGAUAUGGUUGAGAAGGAGGAGCAAGCGAAAAAAGGAAUGGCCACUAUCACUUCAAAGCAGAAUAGUUCAGUUACACCUGCCACUCCAAUAAUUACAACAACGAAUGAAACUGUCACUGCAACAACUGAUCCAUCUUCAUCACCACAUGUCGAACGUGCUAUUGAGCCAGCAACAAUUUUGCGAAAACCAAAAGAAAGUACAAGUGAAAUUAUUCCAGUCAUCAAGGAAGAAAUAAUACCUGUCAUCAAGGAAGAAUUAAUACCAACCAUUAAGACUGUGGCUAAAAAGAUCAAAGACAAGAAGAACAAACCAAAGAUUGAAACAGAAAAUAGAUCACAUCACGAAGGUGACGAAGACGAUGAGGAUCAUCCAAAAGACGAAGCCUACUUGGCCUCCACUCGUAAAACAUUUUAUCCCAUGCUCUUUGAUGUUUCAAUAGAGGGUUUGGAGGUCUAUAUUAUUGGAAAAGGACCAGCUCCAAAUGCUGCUGGUUUUGAGAUUAAGACUCUGGGUGUUGUUCACGUACCUACUCGUGCCAUAAUGGAGACAGAAGCUACACCAAAAUUCGAUAACCUUUAUAGAAUUGAGCAUUUGGAUAGAAGUUCAAAACAAACUAUUCAAAGCUUUAGCAAUAGAUCUCAUGAGUACGAAUUGAAACUUUUCGGAAGUGAAACUAAUGUGCAUUGUCUCAUUAGAACAGAUUUACCAUUCAAAUCAUUGGACGAUAUCAAUAAUAAUGGUACAAUAAGGUCACCAUCACUUGAUGAGAAUAAUUUACAAGUUGUACCAUUAACAUCAGCUCCUGUUGAUUUUAUGCUUGGUUUGGUAAAUGACUACACAAAACCACUGAGUAAGAGAGGUAUUUGGUUCCAAGCUAUGGAUCCUUCUAUUGGUCACUCCAAAGACUCUCUUCGUAUUGAGAUCAAACCUGAAAUGCUUUAUGUGAUUUCCAAGUUACUUCGAAGUCAAUUUAAGGAUAUCAAACAAUGGGCAGACAUGUUGCAAGGAUACUUUGCACUUUUCGCUGAUAAGAGAACUCUCCUCAUCAUUAAAAAGUUCCAGACCUUGGGAGAUUUAAUCUCUGAAUCACAGAGAUCAUUCACGAAAACACUGGUAGAGCACUACAAUCUCACCAAAUUGGUAGCAAACAUGCAAACAGAGCUAAAUGAUAAAACUGAGGCGUUAGAGUCUGCAAUUCAGAGUAAGAUUCACCUCACAGAGAUAUUGGCAGAAAUGCAAAAUCAACAAUCUCUUAUCAGGACACCCUCAAAAUCAACACUUACUGCAACAACAACUACUCAAUCUUCGACUCCUAAAGUUGAAGAUAACAAGAAACAAAUUUUGAUUGAAGGACCUUGCAAAGUGUUGACUCAUUCGACGCAAGACUUUAAGAGAGUUCACUGCGUCAUGUUAGAUACUUGUGAGAUUUUGUGUCUCACUCAAAAAUUACCACCUAAUAGCUUUGUGAAAGAUUCCACAGCUUCAAUAGAUAAGGUUCUAUUUUAUCACAUGCCUCUCAAAGAUACAACCGAGUACAUUCAAACACAUGUUCCUGUUGAUGAUGGAAUGCCAAAAGAAGUUUUUGCACUGAUUAAUGGAAAUGAAAAGAGACUCUUUAUUUAUCCAGAAACAGCCAAUCAAUUAAAGGAUUGGGUUAGACUUGGAACAAGAACCAUAGAGGAACUUCGUUUAAAGAAUCUUCGAAUUGAUAUUUGCGUGCAGACAGAUAUCUCAAGAGAGUUUUUUGAAAAGAAGGAAAAUGACUCAAGCAAACAUGAUGAAAUUAUCAAUAAGGUUCUCACUGACGAAACGAUCGAAUAUCAAAAUCGUGAGUUACGACAAAUGCAAAAACAAUUUGAAACCAUUAAGGAUUGUUUACGAUUAGCCGCUGAAGAGGAGUUUGCAUUAAGAAUUGAGUUUAGUCAACUCUAUGAGUAUAUUCAAUCGUUUAGAAAUGAGCAAGAAAAACGUGAACAGAGUAUUUCAACGUUCUUGGCUCAAGAAAGUGAGACUCGUAAACUUUUAGCGGAGCAAAAAUUACAUACAAAAAAGUUACAAUCUGAAUGUGAUUUCAGAGAUCAUAAAAUUAGAGAUUUGGAAAACAAGUUGAAAGAGGAAAAGAAGCGGUUCAAAAAGGCUCAGGAAGAGACAAAUGCAUUACAUCGAACACUACGUGAACAUAUUCUGCAGUUACAGCAAGAGUUACAAAAAACUCAAAUUGAUAAGAGCAAAGUUGAGAAGGAAUAUAACAUUCUUGUGAAGAGACAAAUUCAACAAACAGAACGAGCUCUCAAAAUGGAAAAGAAGAAUGAAACUUCACAAAUUGUGAGAGGAGAAAUUUCAGAUCAACAAUUAGUGAACAGCGAGUUGAAGAAUAUUAUUUCUGAUCUUUAUGUGCAACUUGCGGAGCUUAAAGAGCAAAACCAAAUACUGCAAAUGCAAAAUAUGGAGUUGGGAAUGAAAUUGGCUGAAAAGGAAAGUUUAUUGGGAUCCAGAACUGCAUCUGAUACCACUAUUGGUAAGGAUGAUUCAAUUACAACGACCAACACAGAUACUUCCAUCACAGCUUCCAUCACAGCAACCACUCCAAGCGAUGACCUCAAAUUAGAAACUGUGCUUAGUUUUAGAAGUCAGCAACGAAGUCAAAGUGUAUACUCUCCAAUUCAUCAUGAUGACAAAAAACCACUCCCUCACAUACCUCCAAAGCACUUGCCACAACUACCAGUAGCACCACCAAACAGUGGUAAUAGUGGCACCUCGGGUAUGCGAAGUUCCUCUUCAUCCACUUCAUUGUCAUCAUCCAAUCCAUCAAACUCGAGCUCCACUUCAUCAACCUCUCGUUUAAAUACCAUGCGAGAACGUGGUGCCACCUUUGCCAGUGCUCUUGGAAAUAAGCUGCGUGACACAUUCAACAAAUAA
Messenger RNA from Naegleria lovaniensis, 6687 nucleotides. RefSeq lists its product as uncharacterized. The transcript has a single exon. Lineage: Eukaryota; Heterolobosea; Eutetramitea; Acrasida; Naegleriidae. The record is from RefSeq and is a predicted model, not a curated record. The coding region runs from base 1 to 6687 and encodes 2228 amino acids.